Manis pentadactyla (Chinese pangolin) is the source of this 1962-nucleotide messenger RNA. RefSeq names its product spermatogenesis associated 3 (gene SPATA3). Bases 966 to 1751 code for a protein of 261 amino acids. NCBI's taxonomy places the organism in Eukaryota, Metazoa, Chordata, Mammalia, Pholidota, Manidae. The transcript is spliced from 5 exons. The record is from RefSeq and is a predicted model, not a curated record.
CACGGGCGUGCUCUGCCCCAGCCGCCCCGAGGGCACCCUGGACUUGCAGCGCGCCGCCGGCGGCCGAGCACACGAGGCCUCAGAGCCAGGCUGCGCCUCCCUGGUGGGUCGCGAGACACAGACCGACGGAAAAUCACAUUGUUAACUCUGAGAAAGAUUCAUCAUCCCCUAACUGACCCCAUGAGUUUGGGGUUUGAGAAGUAGUCUGUAGAUGUCGGCAUAACAAGUUCAAGAAAAAUACAGUUUUCCAAACAGCUGUUGUGUUUUCAGGGGAAGUCUUUUACCAAAUGCAAGGGUUCUUAUUAAAGUUGGAGGUCACCCAGCUCCUUCUCACAGUGAGGGAGGGCAGGCUUUGGAAGAAAGGAGAAGCUACUGUGUAUGUGGGAUAAUCUGGGUAGGCGAAAACACUGAGAUGGUAGAAGGCUGGGGGCCUUCCAUGGGCCCCAAAUCUUCAGUAAAGUUACCUAAAACCCACCGAAUGCGUGACAAAGCAGUUUCGUUUCUCUUUGUUUCGGUACGUGGAAACCAGUGACAGAGCUGAGCACCCCAACCAAGGUGUCUUAGAGCAAAGCAGCACACAGGAGCCCAGGGACACACCAGCAGAGAGGUGCCUGGAGGGGGCACACUGUGGGGGUCCGGGUUGUCACAGGCCCUGCAGCCAGGCUUACCCACUUCUGGCAGAGGCCCAACAGCUGCCCUGUGCACCACCAGCAGCCGGGGAGCUGGGAGGAGCCAGGCUGGUCUUGGCAGCCUGCCCCCAAGAACUGUCCCCAGAACCCUGCCAUAGGAGCCACUGGCCUUUGUGACCUCACAGGAGGGGUGUGGGGGAGUGUUCUCUGGGCAGCCUAGGUUUGAGGGGCAGCCAGAGCCUUCCCCCAGGGCAGGGGUGAACAGCCCCUCCAGGAAGGGAGCCAAGAGGUUAGGCAGCCCCAUGUAGGCCCACAGUUAGUCUGGGAGGACCCACCAUGCAGAACGGCAAGAGGAAGAAGCCGGAGGCCAGACGCCAUGGCUCCACUUCACAGAGUACCAGCUCCGAAUCCACCCCACAGCAGCAGACCUCCGAGACCUCCCCACAGCCCAGCAUUGCUGAACCCAGACUGCAAAAGCCAGCCUCCAGAUCCACUCUGCAGCAGCCAGCCUCCGGGUCCACCCUGCAGCAGCCAGCCUCCAGGUCCACUCUGCAGCAGCCAGCCUCCGGGUCCACCCUGCAGGAGCCAGCCUCCGGGUCCACCCUGCAGCAGCCAGCCUCCAGGUCCACCCUGCAGCAGCCAGCCUCCGGGUCCACCAUACAGCAGUCCCCUCCCAGGUCCACCCCGAAGACCAGCUCUGAAUCUGCUGCUCAGCCCAUACCUGAGUCCAUCCCAAAGCAACCUGUGUUCCGGGCUCCCCCAGCGACCAAAGUCAGCCGCUCAACUCAGGGCCUCUCAUCUCAGGACACUCACAUGAAAGCCACCCCUCAUUCCAAGAAAACAGGGUCUCUGACUCGCGCAGGCCUGCACAUCUGCUCCUGUUCCACUUGGCCCAGCAGCUUUACUUGCUGGCAUCGCCUGGGUCUCUGCCACAGCUGCAUCUUUGAUGUCCUCCUUCCUCGGGCCUGGCCGGCCAUGCCGGGGAGAGGACUCCCAAACCUCCUCACCUUCUACAGAAAACCUACAAGAAAACACUCCAGUCAUCACAAUUCUCAUGCUCCAAGCCCUGGGGACUGUUGCUGUGGCUCUAGGGUCCCUGGCAGCUGCCUACUUCACCACUGAAUCCUUAUGAACAAACCCCCAGGCCCAUCGUCCAGAAGGAGAACUUAGCUGCUGAACCCUCACUCACGAGGUAAAACUGAAAAGCCACCGGAGUCCUGGGGUCAUGGAGAGAUGAUGGCCUGUCCAAGCUGAUGGCCUGUCCUUUUCCUUACAAAUCCAGUUCCACCAAGGAUCUCUCUUGUCACCAAAAUAGAACCCCCCAAAAAAGAAA